This is a messenger RNA of Aspergillus heteromorphus CBS 117.55, 1655 nucleotides long. It is a transcript of the gene cbhB, whose product is annotated as putative 1,4-beta-D-glucan-cellobiohydrolyase. The record is from RefSeq and is a predicted model, not a curated record. Gene Ontology annotation, biological process: carbohydrate metabolic process. Bases 1 to 1632 code for a protein of 543 amino acids. Gene Ontology annotation, molecular function: cellulose binding; hydrolase activity, hydrolyzing O-glycosyl compounds. Gene Ontology annotation, cellular component: extracellular region. NCBI's taxonomy places the organism in Eukaryota, Fungi, Ascomycota, Eurotiomycetes, Eurotiales, Aspergillaceae. The transcript has a single exon.
AUGUCUUCUUUCCACCUGUACCGAGCAGCCCUGCUCGCCUGCAUCAUCGCCACCAGCCAUGCACAGCAGGUCGGGACCUACCAGACCGAGACGCACCCGUCCCUGACCUGGCAGACUUGCACCAGCAGCGGCAGCUGCACCACCAACGACGGCGAGGUGGUCAUCGACGCCAACUGGCGCUGGGUGCACGAGACAUCGGGCUAUACCAACUGCUACACUGGUAACACUUGGGAUGCCACGAUCUGUCCCGACGACGUGACCUGCGCCGCGAACUGCGCCCUCGAGGGAGCCACCUACGAGGCGACCUACGGUGUGACCACGGACGACGACGCCUUGCGGCUGAACUUCGUCACCACCUCCUCGAGCAAAAACAUCGGCUCUCGUCUUUACCUGAUGAAUGAUGACAGCACCUACGAGAUCUUCAAGCUUCUCAACCAAGAGUUCACCUUUGACGUGGACGUCUCCAACCUCCCCUGCGGUCUCAACGGUGCACUGUAUUUCGUCGCUAUGGACGCCGACGGCGGCACCUCCGAGAACUCCACCAACAAGGCAGGCGCCAAAUAUGGCACAGGGUACUGCGACUCUCAGUGUCCCCGAGACUUGAAGUUUAUUGACGGUGAAGCCAAUGUCGAGGGCUGGGUGCCGGACACCAACGACGUCAACAGCGGAGUAGGCAACCACGGAUCGUGCUGUGCGGAAAUGGACGUCUGGGAGGCGAACAGCAUCUCCAACGCAUUCACCGUGCACCCCUGCAACACCCCCGGGCAGACCAUGUGUGAAGGCGACAACUGUGGUGGUACGUACAGCGCCACCGGAGACCGGUACAGCGGCACAUGCGAUCCAGAUGGCUGCGACUUCAACCCGUACCGCCUGGGUAACACUAGCUUCUACGGCCCGGGACUGACCGUGGACACGGACAGCACCUUCACUGUGGUGACGCAGUUCAUCACCGACGAUGGAACCUCGACGGGCACGCUCUCCGAAAUCCGGCGGCUGUACGUGCAGAACGGCGUGGUGAUUGCCAAUGGCGCCUCGGCGUAUUCGAGCGCGAGCGGAAACUCGAUCACGUCAUCGUGGUGUGAUGCACAAAAGACGCUCUUCGGAGAUGAGAACGUGUUUGAUGUGCACGGAGGAAUGGCGGGGAUGAGUGCGGCCAUGUCGGAGGGAAUGGUUUUGGUCUUGAGCUUGUGGGAUGACCAUGACGCCGAUAUGCUGUGGCUGGAUAGUGACUACCCGACCAACAAAUCGGCCACCUCCCCUGGUGUGGCACGUGGUACUUGCAGCACUGAUUCUGGGGUCCCGGCUACUGUGGAAGCUGAUGACGCGAACUCGUAUGUUACAUUCUCCAACAUCAAGUUCGGGCCCAUUGGAUCGACCUAUUCGAGUGGAUCGUCUGGCUCCGGCUCCGGCUCCGGCUCCAGCUCAACCACGGCCAAGACCACCUCAACCACUUCCAAGGCCACCUCGACCACCUUGAAGACCACUUCAACGACGAGCGCGGGCAGUUCGACUUCGACCUCGGUGGCUCAGGCAUAUGGACAAUGCGGUGGUGAUAGCUGGUCGGGACCGACGACUUGUGUCAGCGGAUAUACCUGCACGUAUGAGAAUUCCUAUUACUCGCAGUGUCUGUAAGGGAAUGAGCAACAAUGAGCCGG